Molecule: messenger RNA, 1698 nt
Organism: Sphaeramia orbicularis (orbiculate cardinalfish)
Lineage: Eukaryota; Metazoa; Chordata; Actinopteri; Kurtiformes; Apogonidae
Gene: ackr4a
Product: atypical chemokine receptor 4a
Exons: 3
Coding region: 77-1168 (363 amino acids)
Biological process (GO): immune response; positive regulation of cytosolic calcium ion concentration; calcium-mediated signaling
Cellular component (GO): external side of plasma membrane; membrane
Molecular function (GO): scavenger receptor activity; C-C chemokine receptor activity; C-C chemokine binding
Source: RefSeq, a predicted model, not a curated record
CAGUUUCAGCUGGAUUUCACUCUGCUCUGAUUUCCUGCUCUCUGGACACUGGCUGACGCAGGUUUAUCUGAUCAGAAUGGAGGAAGACCACUAUUACUACCAUGAAAACCAUACAUUCAACUUCAGCUAUGACGACUACCCUGCCCUGUGUGAGAAGGCAGACAUCCGUUCAUUUGCUGCCGUCUUCCUGCCCGUCGUGUACACCUUAUGUCUGGUAGUGGGACUGGCUGGGAACGCCUUAGUGGUGGCCGUGUACACCUAUCACAAACGCCUCAAGACCAUGGCAGAUGUUUUCCUGACCCACCUGGCCGUGGCUGACCUGCUUCUACUCUUCACGCUUCCUUUCUGGGCCGUUGACUCCGCCAGGGGCUGGGAACUGGGAGGGGUCAUGUGCAAGGUGGUGUCGACGUGCUACACCGUCAACUUCACCUGCUGUAUGCUGCUGCUGGCCUGCAUCAGCCUAGACCGGUACUUGGCGCUGGCCAGAGCACAAAGUAGAGACGGAGGAGGACGUCUGCAGAGGGUCUUCACCAGGAGGCACUGCUGGAAAGUGUGUGUGGUAGUCUGGGGGGUCGCUUUCCUCCUGGGUCUGCCUGAUUUAUUGUUCUCCAAAGUGACUUGGGGGUCUAAUAGGAGUGUGUGUCUGGCCUUUUACCCUUCGUCAAUGGCUCGAGCUGGUAAGGCCACUUUGGAGAUGGCCGAAGUGCUGUUGGGAUUCCUGAUCCCACUCCUGAUCAUGGUGGUCUGUUACUGGAGAGUGGGCCUUGCACUCAAAGACCUCCCCAUUGAGAGCAGAUGCAAAAGAUGGAAAGCUGUUCGUGUCCUCCUAAUAGUAGUCGGGGUAUUUGUGGUCACUCAGCUGCCCUAUAACGCAUUAAAAGUCUACAGGGUGAUGGACUCAGUGUACGCCUUAGUGACCCACUGUGGGACCAGUAAAGUCCUAGACCAGGCCGCUCAGGUGACGGAAAGCUUGGCCCUAACUCACUGCUGCAUUAACCCGAUCCUCUACGCCUUUGUGGGCAGCUCCUUCAGGCAGCACAUGAUGAAAGUGGCCAAGAAGUUCGGGGAGAAGAGGAGGAGGAAUAAAACACGUGUAGAGGAAGAAGGGAUAGAGAUGUCAUUUAACUCCCACAGUGCAUCACAAGAGACAAACACAUUCUCAAUAUGACACCAAACCAGUAACAGGAAGUAAAGGAAACAUACUUAAAUACUGUCUGGGUCGCCUUUCAUUAAGUUUCUAUUGUCACAUUUCUGCAGAAGGUCAGAGUGGACUUCCUGUUCUUUCUUCUGGUUCAUAGCAGGUGGUAGUGUGGACAAAAUGUAUUACCCCCUUCAGUAAAAACUUAAAAACAGACAAAACCAGGAGCAAAAAACGCCGCCCCGUGCAUGUAUAGUAGCUUACUUUGGCAUCGAUCCAGCUGAUGUCAUCAUGUGUAUGCGUGUGAUGAUGUCAGCAUAACAAUUGCCUCUAUAUAUGUGGCAAGUUUGAAGUAAAUUGAAACAUACUUUAAGAUAUGCAGCUGAUAAAAACUAGCUCUGAGCACACUGUCAAUCUGUUUGUCAAAUUUAAAACUACUGUCUAUGACACAGGUGUCAAACAUGCGGCCCGGGGGCCAAAUCUGGCCCACCAAAGGGUUCAAUCCGGCCCCUGGGAUGAAUUUGUAAAACGCAGAAAUUACACUGAAGAAAUGAAUAAUC